Molecule: messenger RNA, 786 nt
Organism: Indicator indicator
Lineage: Eukaryota; Metazoa; Chordata; Aves; Piciformes; Indicatoridae
Gene: BAMBI
Product: BMP and activin membrane bound inhibitor
Exons: 3
Coding region: 1-786 (261 amino acids)
Biological process (GO): transforming growth factor beta receptor signaling pathway; positive regulation of canonical Wnt signaling pathway; negative regulation of transforming growth factor beta receptor signaling pathway
Molecular function (GO): frizzled binding
Source: RefSeq, a predicted model, not a curated record
AUGGAUCGCCAUUCCAGCUACAUCUUCAUCUGGCUGCAACUGGAACUGUGCGCUAUGGCCGUCCUGCUCACCAAAGGUGAAAUCAGAUGCUACUGUGAUGCUGCACACUGUGUUGCAACCGGCUAUAUGUGCAAAUCUGAACUUAGUGCCUGCUUCUCCAGACUGCUUGAUCCUCAGAACACACAUUCCCCACUUACUCAUGGCUGCUUGGACUCUAUUGCAAGCACAGCUGAUAUCUGCCAAGCCAAACAAGCACAAAACCACUCUGGCACUGCCACCAUGUCCACAUUGGAAUGCUGUCAUGAAGAUAUGUGCAAUUACAGGGGACUACAUGAUGUUUUGUCUUCUUCCAGGGGUGAUACUUCAGGACAAGGGAGCAGGUAUCAACAUGAUAGCAGCAGGAACCUCAUCACUAAGGUGCAGGAAUUGACCUCUUCAAAAGAGUUAUGGUUCAGGGCAGCUGUAAUUGCUGUUCCUAUAGCUGGUGGGCUCAUCUUGGUACUCCUUAUCAUGCUGGCUUUGCGGAUGCUCAGGAGUGAAAAUAAGAGACUGCAAGAUCAGCGACAGCAAAUGCUCUCCCGUUUGCACUACAGUUUUCACGGACAUCAUUCGAAAAAAGGGCAGGUGGCAAAACUGGACUUGGAAUGCAUGGUGCCUGUGACUGGUCACGAGAACUGCUGCAUGACCUGUGAUAAAAUGAGACAUUCAGACCUCAGCAAUGAUAAAAUUCUUUCACUAGUCCACUGGGGAAUGUACAGCGGACACGGGAAGCUGGAAUUUGUAUGA